AUGGUACGUGUGCUGUGCCUGGAGAUUGCUAAAGAGCUGCUGCUGUUGCUGCUGGACAGUGUAAGCCGGAGGAGGAGGAGAGAGGUGGAGCUGCUGCUGGUAGUGGUGGAGUCCAUAAAAGGAGCGCUGCUGCUGGAGCGAGGAAGAAUCAUACAAGCAAGCAUCGUGCUCGUGAUCCUGGGCCGCCGGCCCAUUGCGCGCUUCUCUCCUUUCUCUCGCGACUCUCUCGGCCGACACGACUGGACGACUCAGCAGCACUGCAUCGAUCGAGAUCUCUCUCUCUCGAGGAGAGAGAGCAAAGAGAGAAAAAGAACGAUAGAACAGAAAAAGAGGAGCGAGACUCUCUCUCGUGUGCACAGCUUCCUCGUAGGAAAAGAAGCGCUCAAGGGGAGCACUGGCCGACACGCACGACACCGCUACUCCCACACCAACACAUUGGCACUGGAAGAUGAAAGGAACGCUCGCUCGCUUCGCUCACUCUUAAGAACACGAGAACACACAGCACUGAUGAUGAUGAACGAAGCAAAGCCAAAAAAAAAAGCGAGGAAGAAGGCGAAGAAGAACGAGGACGAAGACGUGAUUUGCGUCGUUGAAUACGUAUUGCUUUGUAAGGCGGCACUGCAAAUAAAUAGUAUUUGUAUUCAUUCAUUCAUUCAUGUUGGCUUUAAAGCGCGCUGUGUUUGUAUACACAUUAAUGGAUUUGCUCCCUGCCUGGCGAUGGCUGCUGUGGCUGUGCUGUGGCUUCGAUCGACCAAUUUCCAUCCGAACCUUGUCCAAUUCCCUCUGGAUUUUAAGGGCGAGAAGGCUGCCGCUGUUGCUGCGCGAAUUCAUUGCGAAAAAUGCUCCUUGUCUCUUGUCAACUUGUCACCGCAGCAAGACAUUUUUGGGCGCGGGAAGCUCAACGCGAGGCACGCCAAACGGACAAAAGCCCACAUUGAUUCGCCCAUUUGGGUCGUAUUGGGUUGUCUUAAUUUCUCAAAUGGAGGCAGGCACGAUGGCGAUCGAUCGAUGGGAAGCUAG
Selaginella moellendorffii is the source of this 1020-nucleotide messenger RNA. RefSeq lists its product as uncharacterized. The coding region runs from base 1 to 1020 and encodes 339 amino acids. The transcript has 7 exons. Lineage: Eukaryota; Viridiplantae; Streptophyta; Lycopodiopsida; Selaginellales; Selaginellaceae. The record is from RefSeq and is a predicted model, not a curated record.